AUGUUUAAAUCUUGUAUGAUAGAAAGAGAAAAGGAUCUAAGAUGUAGUAAUAAUCAUAAGCAGCCUAUUCUUAUGGUUGUUCUUGAUCCAAAAUUAGAAUUAAACUAGAGACUUUUAUGUGCAGAUUGUAUAAAAGGGUUUAAGACAAAUGUUACAACAAUGGGCUAUGAAUUAGUUUGUAAAACAAUAAGAGAGAAUUAAAAUCAAAAGAUUGAAACAAUAGAGAAGCUUGUUCAAUAAAAUGUUAUAUAGAUAGAGGAGCUUUUGGGAAAUAUUCAUAAAUUAAAAUCUUAGAUUGCUUUUUAAUUAGAUGAAAUAAUAGGAUUUAGUAGUGGAUGGAUUCAAAAUUUAUAAUAGGUAGGACAUGAUCAUUCUCAUUAUAGUUUUCAUGCGGAAUUAAGAAAUAUAAUCACUAAGUCUUUAGAAAAUAAAAAUGAUAAAUCUAUUUUGAUUAAUGAAAUUAAUACAGUAAAUGAUUUUUGGAAAUUAAAAAUAAAUGAAAAGUUGGAAUUACUUAAUAAUUUUAAGUAAUAUUAAAAAUGUUAAGAGAUAUUAUUAAAUAUUAAUAGAUAAAUAGAUGUAAAAGAGGAAGGGAUUUAAUCUUAAAAGUUAUCUUAAUAAAAAGAAUUAUAAAUAUAAUCAGUUUAAGAUUUAUGUUAAUCAUAAAAUAGAAUUAAUUUAGAAGAUUAGAUAUAAAUAUAAUUAAAAGAUGAUUUUAUUAAAUAGAACAACAAAUGUUAUGCUAUAGCUUUUAAUAAAAGUGGAUCAUAAAUGGUAUCCAUGAAUAAUUUUGAUAUUAGAAUAUGGACUAUGAAUGAAGGUAAAUUAAAUUUAGAAUCUACUCUAUAUGGACAUAGCAGUUAUAUAUACUGUUUAAUAUAUAGUAAAUUACAAGAGAGUUUUAUAUCUAGUUCUAAUGAUAAAACUAUUAUUUGUUGGAAAAAAAUUAAUUAAAAUGAUUGGAAGAAAUCUCAUUAAUAUAGAUAACAUAAGGGUUGGAUUGGAAGCAUGGUUCUUAAUAAAAAUGAAACCUAACUCUUUUCAGGAGGAGGAGAUUUUUAGAUUAUUGUUUGGUAAGUUGAUUUGAAUUAAAAUGAAUUAUAAUAUCUUUAUUCCCUAGAGAAACACACUAAUAGCAUAAGAGCCAUAAGUUUAAAUGAUUCUGAAAAUGUGUUUAUUUCUUGUGGAGAUGAUUAAUAAAUAAUUAUUUGGGAAAUUGGAUAACAUAAUAAAUUUUAAUUUAAGUAAGUUUUUACAUAGUUUAUUAAUUCUACAGGAUGUCAUCUAAAGUUUUUAAAUGAUAAUCAAUUCAUAUGGGUUCCUUAUAGCAAAGAAUUAAAUUUUAUUUGCAUGUUCUAAUAAAAACUUGGAAUAUUCACUGAGGAUACUGAAAAUAGAAUUUAAUUAAAUUCUAAUAAUAAUAAAAAUGUUGGUUGCUCUUUAUUCCCAAUAGUCUAUUUGAAAGAUAAAAAUGCAUUAUUUAUUAGAUCUAAAAAUAUUAUUUAUAUAUUGAGAGAACUAGAUGGUAAAUUUUUGGUUGUUAAUUAAUUGAAUUGUAUUACUAAUUGGAAUUUUGGAACUGUGACAGAUGAUGGUAAAUAUUUAGUAGUCUGGGAUGAUCAUAAAAAAGGCUAUUAAUCCAUUGAAUUAUCAUAUAAAUGA
Molecule: messenger RNA, 1662 nt
Organism: Paramecium sonneborni
Lineage: Eukaryota; Ciliophora; Oligohymenophorea; Peniculida; Parameciidae
Source: the annotation of a GenBank genome assembly